This is a messenger RNA of Rotaria sp. Silwood1, 1168 nucleotides long. NCBI's taxonomy places the organism in Eukaryota, Metazoa, Rotifera, Eurotatoria, Philodinida, Philodinidae. The record is from the annotation of a GenBank genome assembly.
AUGGUAUCCAUAGGUCAACAGUGGGAUAUAGCAAUGCUAAUACUUCCAAUACCAAUACCAAAUGCUAUUGGUAGUAUUGGUAUCGGUAAUUUGCAACGAAAAAUCAAACUUGAAAAUUUCGAAAAACUAAUGACAGUUUCGGAUUCCUCGACUCCGCCAAACUUUGAUUAAACUUCAUAAAAAAAACCCUUAUUUUCUGAAAAAAAGCCUUCCCUGACGAAAAAAUGAAGAACUUAAAAUUAAUCUCUCAAAUUUUAGAUCCUAGCUUUUUUCGUCAAUGAAAGGACUUUUUUGGAAAAAUAGCGGUGAUAUCUAAAGUUUGAACAACAGCUUUCGGGAGCAAGGAAUAUGAAUCUAUCAUUAAUUUAUUGAAAUUUUCAAGUUUAAUUUUCCUUUGUAAAAUACCGAUAUCAAUAUCAUCAAUAGCAUUUAGUAUUGCUAUUCGAAUUGUUAGCACUGUUACAUCCCUCUGUUGACCUAUGGGCACCCUUAAAAAAAGCACGAGGACUUAAGGACACCUUCAUAUAAUAUGAGGUGAGGACCUAUAAGUACUUUCAAAUAAUAAGACAUGAGAAGCGACGGGUAUCUUCAUAUAAUAGGGCAUGAGGGCCUAAGGGUAUCUCUAUGUAAUUGGAGAUGAGGACCUAAGAGUGUUUUGAAAUAAUAGGAGAUGAAUACUCAAGAGUAUCUUCAAAUCAUAGGACAUGAGGACGUAAGGGUAUCUUCAAAUAAUAGGAGAUGAGGACCUGAGGGUAUCUUGAAAUAAUAGGGCAUGAAUACCCAAAGUACUUUCAAAUAAUAGGACAUAAGGACCGAAGAGUAUUCCCAUAGUAGUCAACCUUCCUGACGAAAUUUAUUUAAUUUCACAUCAAGUAAAAACCAAGUACUUUUCUAGUACUUAAGUACAAGUACAAAAGUAUUUUUUUCGUACUUAAGUACAAGUACAAGUAUAGGGGUAAGUAUACUUGUGAAAAGGCAAGUAAAAGCAGAAGUACGUUUUUUAAAGUACAAGUAAAAUACUUUUACUUGCUGUACUUGUACUCGUCCGAGCUCUGUUAAAAACUCUUAAAAAGUUUAUUAUUCUGCUUUCCUUUUUAUAGCGUUUGGAUAUCAAUACAAUUCAUCAUUUUAUCAAUGUUACAAUCCAACAUACCAAGCAUGUUUCAAC